Messenger RNA from Crotalus tigris (Tiger rattlesnake), 6658 nucleotides. RefSeq names its product leucine rich repeat containing 45 (gene LRRC45). Bases 239 to 2269 code for a protein of 676 amino acids. The transcript has 18 exons. Gene Ontology annotation, cellular component: centrosome. The record is from RefSeq and is a predicted model, not a curated record. Lineage: Eukaryota; Metazoa; Chordata; Lepidosauria; Squamata; Viperidae. Gene Ontology annotation, molecular function: protein binding.
GUAGCUGCUGAUCUGAAAAGAGGCGGGAGGCUUAAGUUUGAAGUUUCGUUUUAGGAAAGAAAACAAAAGCUGAGCUGGGUUCGGUGCCCGAAAGCAUCGAGUCAGGCUCUGAGGAUGGAGGAAAUAGGGAAAGGAGGGGGAGCGAUCAGAAUAUGAGAGUCUUGAUUACAGCUACCAGCUGUUGUCUUUUGAUCUUGCCAUCGGUCUUAACCCCUUAUCUACAUGGGGGAAAUGAGUGAUGCCUGCCACAGAGAUGGAUGUCUUCCGACAGUCUUAUACUAGGCUGUGCAAAGAGAGUGGUGCUGAGCCUCAAGAGAGUAUCCUGCCACACUUGGAGGAAGCCACAGGAAGAAAUCGUUUGGAUUUAGCCACACAAAGCCUUUCUGUAGAUAGUUGCGGAGUUCUUGGCAAGCUCUUGCAGGAUGACCUCCAGUUCACCGAGAUCAUACUGAACGAUUGCAUGCUGAGUGAAGAAGGGGCUAAGCUGCUAUUACAUGGACUUUGUUCCAAUACAGUUGUGAAGUUCUUAAAUCUGAAGGGAAACAACCUGCGAGCUGUUGGGGCUGAGGCUCUGGGAAAGCUCCUCAGGCAAAACAAGACUAUCCAGAGGCUCACUUUGGAGUGGAACAAUCUAGGUGUAUGGGAAGAAAGCUUCACUAUCUUCUGCGAGGGGCUUGGUGCAAACCACCAUCUCCAGAUGUUGGACCUGCGCAAUAAUCAAAUCAACCAUCAGGGAGCAGGAGAACUGGCCAUGGCACUGAAAGCCAAUUCUAGUCUACAAGAACUCGAUCUGCGGUGGAAUAAUAUUGGACUCUUGGGGGGCCGGGCACUUCUGAACUGUCUUCAUAGCAACCGGACAGUACAGCAGCUUGAAUUAGCUGGGAACAAUGUACCAAGUGAUAUCCUGAAGGCUGUAGAUCAAGCAAUGGAACAUAACCAAGAGCGUCAGAAUAUUCUCUCCAAAAAUCGUAACAUGACAAAAAUUCUCAGCAAAGAGGUGAUGUGCUUGAAAGAAGAGAAAGCUAAACAGUUCCUGGAUCUAAUGGACACCAUUGACAAGCAGAGAGAAGAAAUAAACCAGAGCAACAGGGUAUCGGCAGCACGAGUCGGGCGUUUGCAAGAGGCCCUGAAUGAGCGCUAUUCGAUGAUGAAUUCCCUAAAAGCAAAACUCCAGAUGACAGAGGCAGCUUUGGCACUGUCAGAACAGAAGGUGUGCAGCCUGGGAGAAAUUUUGAGCAUAGCAAAGGAGGAACAAGCAAAACUGGUGGAGAACCACGCCAAGGAGUUUCAACAACACAAGAAGAAUUCUUCUGAUCGUGAGGCAAAGCUUCUGCAGGAACUUUUCACAGCCAAUGAGAAAAAUAUCCAGCUCAAAAAUGAGGUGGAUGAGCUGGAAAGAAGAUGCAAAAUCCAGCAAGAGCAACUGUUCCAGGUAAAGGAGGAGCUGACCCACACAACAGCAGAAAUGAAACUGAGAGCUGUACAGGCUGAAGAGCGUUUGGAAAAUGAAAAGAAGCGAUUCAAGCAGGUCCUGAAUGAUACAGAAUCCCUUCGUUUGAAGGAGGUGGGACAGAUAACUCAGCAUAUGGAGACAAGUGAACAUGCUCUGCAGGAGCGCAUCCAAAGGCUGGAGGCCAUCCGCAUUGGGCUCGAGGAGGAACUGAGCCAAGUGAAAGCUGCCGCCUUCAUUGAACGAGGCAAAAUUGAGGAAGAAGUCAUCAGAGCCAAAAACCAAACCAGGUUGGAAGAGCAACAGCGCCUGGAGCAGAUGGAGGAGAAGCUGAGGCUGAUGAUGCAAUCCCGUGACGAGGCACAGAAUUACUGCUUGCAGCAGAAGCAAACAGUGGCAGAAGCACACGCUAAGGAAGGCCAGUUGAGUCUGCAGGUGGAAGGUCUCAAGAGGCGACUGGAAGAGCUUCAGCAGGAGCUGGGUAGUAAGGAACAAGAGAAAGUUUCCGAGGUCAAUAAAGUGCGUGUGGAGCUGCAGGAGCAGAUGGGUCACCUGGAAGCUGAGAGAACAGCACACGAAGGGCUGCGAGGGAAGAUUGCGGCCCUUGAGCGCCAGCUGAAAGUGUUGUCCAGUAACCACCGGGAGGCACUAUUGGACAAAGAGGGUGAAAUCUCCAGCCUGCUUGAGAAAUUACGGGUUCGGGAAGCAGAAAUCUCCAGGAUAAGGGAGGAGGAAGCUCAGCGGGCCAAUUUCCUUCAAAAUGCCAUCCUGACCUAUGUGCAAGGUUCCCCACUUGGCUCUCUCAGCCCCAAGAAGUGAGUAAAUUCUGCAAUUCAUAAGGCCCAUCCUCAAGGAAAGGGAUCAUAAGAGGAUCAUGGUGGGCCAGGCCAGGUUUUCUUAUGUUUCUUGAAGACCCAGGAAUCUCCAUGGCCAGUUACCUGGAACUAAGUGUGAAGCGUCAAUGAAGGACUUGUGUCCGCUUUAGAAACCAUCUUAAUUUCUGUGCCCAAAUCUUGUUCAACCACAACAGCAAGAAUAGUCUUCAAGAUAAAAUCAUCUAUUCCUAUUUGUAACCCACAGAUAAUGUUCUCCCUCACUGAUUUUGGCUUCAAAUUUAGAUCCAAAAUACAGAUCAUUUCUUGUUGGAUUGAUGGUUGUUGGAAAAAAUAAUAAUGCUUUGAUGUGACCGACUCUUUUAAAUGCAUCAAUCAACAGUAGUGAAAGGAACAUUUAAGUCAGCCAAUCAUGAAGAUUUUUCCUAUACUCAUUUUCCUUUUCUACAAGAUCUACAGCAUUCCAGAUAAUCUCAAAAGCACUAAUUUAAGUCUAGAGUCAUUUGGGGCUGUCCUGAUCCAGUAGAACACAGAAUUUAUUUUCCACGCCUGAGAAUAUCACUGUUAAGUCUAGUUUUCUAAGGAGCUCUUUUACAGUAACCCUUAGCCAUUAGUACCUGAUUCCUGUGGACUUAAAGGUGAAACAGUCCAAAUAGGGGUGGGGUUGGAUUUAUCCACAAAGCCUUUUCAGUUUCAGUAAGAAGACACAGUUUCUCUCACUGAUGACAACAUUCGAAAUGUGAGCCAGAGGCUAGAAUAACUUCCAACUCAUCCUGAGUUAGUUGUAGUUGUCUUGAGAACAAGAUGACACACAUGGAACAAAGAAUGAUUUUUGGUUUUUAUUUUUGGUUUUAUAACUGGUAUGAAAAAGAAACAUUUGUAAUUUUGCCAUUAUUGGAGGAGGUGGCUUGCAUUUAUUUCCAUAUAUAUUAUAUGAUAUGUAAUAUAUAUAUAUAAAUGUUUAUAUUGCUUUGAUGGUACACUAAAAUGGGUGAAUAGGUUUUAAACUGGCAAAUGCAGUUCAGUGUACGGACUGUAAAUUAUACAUAACAGAGCAAAACCUCUAAAUUUCACAUAUAUCAAUGAGACUGCAGCUAACAAUGACUGAUCAAGAAAGAAGCUUAAAUAAGCUUAAAUAAAAUGGUGUGCAACAAAAAAGAAUUCUGUACUAGAAAUUAUUUUAAAAGGAUUGAGAAUAAAACUGCCAACAUAACUUACAGUGCCUGAACUACUGUGUAAGUUCUACUUAGUUCUGAUAGAUAAAUUUGGAAAAGAUGCAAACAAGUUAAUUUAUUAAAACAAGCUUUUUGGCUUACUUAAAACUUAUUUCUUCUUUUAGUUUAGCAAAGGAAGGUAAAGAGAAACAGAACAAAAAAACCCUUUCCAGCACAAAGAUUAGGUUAUCAAGAAUGGGGGGGGGGCUUUGCUUUGGUGUCAUACCAAAACUAGGAAGCUGUCAUAGUGGAAGACGAGUUACUUUUGACACAUACAUCCUAUGAUACGUGUCAUUAGUUCUUGACUAUGAUUUAGUGAUUAUGCAUUCAAAAAGCAUGAGGAAACAAGUCCUAUUCCAAGUGGCUGCCCUUUUUCCAUCUUUCAUAUAGAAAACAAUGUUGGAACGAGAUGGGGAUUUUCAAAGCAACAGCACCAGGGAAGUUUCUCCCUGGAAUUUAGGGAUUCUGGCUCAGGAUUCUCUUUCCCUUUUCAAACCUUUGUCCACCUGUUUUUGCAGGAAAGUUUAGUGUUCUUUAUUCAUGUCUUUCUGAAAUAAUCAGUGCCCUGCAACCCCUCAAUGCCUUGGUAGUAAUAUCAUUUGACAGAGUAUAAAAGAAAUGUUUCUUGUUAGGUUUGCUUUAUGGAAUGUGAGGCUAAAAGGGAAGGGCAGCGGAUCAGUCUUACCAUUAUUGUACAUUCCUAUUUUGGCAACCAAGUCGGAUCUGCUUUCAGUGGUUUGCUGACUUUGUGGAAGCAAGCUUGACUUUUCAGCCGUGGCACUGGUGAUCAAAUGUUUGCAUCUCCUCUGGAAAGAAGGCCUAUUGGAUUUAAUGGGACCCACUCCCUGAAACAUUAUACAAUGAGCAAUUUCUGGACUCAGGAGCCUCAUCCCAAGAUCCUGGAUGGCUGAUAUUUGAUCUCAAAAUUUUGGGUAAAGGCAACACAUUUUUCCAUGGUUUCCAAACAGAAAAAUGAUUAAACCAUCAAAUGGCUCCUCCGCUCCCAUUUUUUCUUCUAAGCUUCUACUCCCACCCAUGCAAUUAGAAAUGGCUAGGUUGUGUGGCUGCCAUGUUCACUCCUUACUGUUUAUUAUUAUUAUUAUAGCCCAUGGCUGCUAUAUAAAGUAGCAGUUCAUUGAGAACUGUAGCUAUUUGAAAACUGCAGCUAAAACAAAUUAUUGGCACUGUGAGCAAACCUAAAUUCUACAGAGUAUGAUAGAAAGUGGAGAAAAGCCAUUAAACAAAACACUUUCCCAAACAAUACUUGAACAGAAAAUUCAAGAACAAAACAUAAAAAGUGUUUUUUAAGGAGAGAAUCUUUAACUAAUUAGGUAAUCUUACUUUCUUAUAUGACUAGAUAUUUAUUUUCAUUUUACUGGAAUGAAAUUAAACUCGAGAGAUGGAACUCUUUUUCAGUAGGGAGAAGAAGCAUAAAGAACUUUAGCAUGGUGUUCUAAUCUUCUUAAAGGUUUAAUACUUGUGAAUUUGUUCAGGGUUAGACUGCAAAAAUAAACACAUCCAGAAAUCCAUUAAAACCCAACAGUUGCUAAGAAAGGAAUUUGCUCUAGUUACAUUUUAUGUAGUUAUUUUGUUAUCUGUGGAGUCUGUAUGAAUGUUAUCUACACAAGUCAGCAACAGUGUAAGCUUGUAAGAAAAAAGGAAUUAUACAUUGUCAAUAAGUUUAUAGACUUGGAUUAAUCAGAAAAUAUGUGCCACUCCUAUUUCAUUCACACAAUGCUUUAAAGCAUAAAGAAGUUAAACCUAGUAUGACAUCUGGAUUUAUAUGAUCUUAAGAGAAACUAGAAUAUAUAUUAAAUCUAACCAAGAAAUUGUGCUUAAGGAAGAGCACCUUAAUCAUAAAUUACCAUCAUGAUUUACUAUCAGUUUGUUUAAACUACAAUCUGUAGUGUUAUCUAAACUUAGUUAAACUGAUAAGAACAGAUACUACACUUGAUCUUAGCCAAAAGGCCGAGAAGCAAUGCACAAACCGGCUGCAGACAUCCACCCCAUGCCAGCAUCUCCAUUUGCACUCGCCCACAUGUGCAAACAGGCCGCAGGCAUUAGCGUGAGUGGGUAGAAUGCACGCCCACACGUGCGCGCACCAGCCAGCCAUUUCUGCAGCCCACUGGCUAGUUGGGGACCCCUGCUGUAAAGCACUGUGAAAUGAUAUAUAGGUACUAUUGCUAUUACUAUAAUUUAAGAUUCAUCAUUAUCAUCAUCAUCUUUUUCCUGCAAGUGCUUUUCAGGUCAACAAGCACCAUCUUACAUGAGCAAAUGCAGCAUCUGUGUCCACUUGGCAUUUUUCAUGUCCACAUUUAUUCUGUCUUGCUAUCUUUGCUUUGGCCUUCCACAUGGGCACUUGCCAUCUAUAUUAAAGUGGAAGGCAAUGUAGGUAGCUGGGGUGCUUCUCAUAAAACAGGGCCAUACCACUGUAAGCAUUUCUACAUAAUUUAACACAUAAUUUAAGAUUGAUUGAAAUUUUUGCUAUUGAGUUAAUCCCUUUUCUAGGGUUGAGUAGAAAUAUCUAUUUAUAAAAUAAUUAAUUUCAUAGAGAAUUUUCAAUAAGGGAAAAUCAUCCAAAAUUUGUCCUGCCAAUGGUUUUAUAGUAUUUUGCAGGAGAGCAUCAAAUUGUGCUGCUUUAAAAUUAUUCAGCUGUAAAAUCACAUUUUUAAUUUCAUAAGUAGUCAAAGUAGCUACACUUGUUGGUGUAAAAAAUCUAAUUGUGGAAAAUGAACGAAUGAAAACAAAAGCCAAAAUAUCUUCAAGAGAUCUAUUCUCAGGGCUAAAGGUUGCCUUCCGUGAACUACAUAAUUUCUCUUCCUCAUUUUUAAUAUCUGUAAUAAUCUACUCAUCUUUUUUCUUCCUCAAACUAUUUGCCAAGAUCUAAAAAGCUAUUUUCCCAAGACAUUUGAUACAAAUAUGUAAAGUAAACUCAGUUUUUCGUGAGUUGUCUUUGAGCCAAAUACCUGAAAAACAUCUUGUGACGUACUGAGUUUAUUGCAUAUGGAUUUGCUGCAUUUUUCUGUUUAAACUAUUGGUAGGAACUCUAGACAUCUAGAUACAAAGGGUUUUUAAUUAUUUUUCAUACUGGUCUCAUGAAUUUUUUUUCUUAUAUAAUAUAAUGUAAUAUGUGCUUCCUAUUAAAAAACAAAACCAAGGAA